Paraphaeosphaeria sporulosa is the source of this 1672-nucleotide messenger RNA. Its product is annotated as MFS transporter. The transcript is spliced from 6 exons. The coding region runs from base 1 to 1581 and encodes 526 amino acids. The record is from RefSeq and is a predicted model, not a curated record. Gene Ontology annotation, biological process: transmembrane transport; carbohydrate transport. Gene Ontology annotation, molecular function: carbohydrate:proton symporter activity. Gene Ontology annotation, cellular component: membrane. Lineage: Eukaryota; Fungi; Ascomycota; Dothideomycetes; Pleosporales; Didymosphaeriaceae.
AUGUUACAGCAGUCGCGCCGUGAUACGGGAAUCGCGCGAAAUUGGAAAUGUAUACUCAUUUGUCUCGCUAUGAGUUUGGCGAACUUCCAAUACGGCUACGACACUGCUACCAUCGGUGGUUUCCAAGCGAUGGCAGGUUUCCUGGCUAUCUAUGGGUAUAAUGACCCAAAGGCAAAAAUCGGCUGGAACAUUACUACCACGGUUCAGCAGCUCAUAACCUCCUUCCUCAAUAUCGGGACAAUUAUUGGUGUGGUCUUAACACACCUCUGGGGCAAGAGAUUCGGAAGGCGACACGGAAUCUGGAUCGCCAGCCUGAUCAGCUUCGUAGCAGCAGGUGUCCAAAUUGGAACUGAAAAACUAGUGGGAUUGUACUUUGGACGUAUACUAAUCGGCGUUUCAAACGGCUUCUUCAUCACCUUCGCUAAUGUCUACGUUGCCGAAGUAUCUCCAGCGCACUUACGCGGCCCACUCGUGUCGUUAUUCGGGGUUUGGGUCUCCAUCGGCAGCAUCAUCGGAGCUACAGUGAACAACAUAACGAAGGAUUACACUUCGAAGCUUGCCUACCAGAUUCCUCUGGCCACGCUUUAUGGCAUUCCUCUCAUUCUCUCGAUCUUAGUUUUCUUCUUACCCGAGAGUCCUAGAUGGUUGCUUAUGCUGGGUCGUGACGAAUGUGCGAAACAGAGUUUAACGAGGCUAAGGGGCACAAGCUUCGAGGGGAGUGAGGAGAUGCUCGAAGAAGAGUUCCUUGAGAUGCAGCGUGGUAUUGCAGAUGAGCUGGAGAAGAGCAAAGGGAGAGUGCUGAAAGAUAUGUUCAAGGGAACAGAGCUACGGAGAACGUUGAUCUGCUUCGGCGUCAUUCUAUCGCAUUCGUCAUCGGGCAUCUGGCUCAUUAUCGGCUACGGGACGUUCUUUUUUCAACAAGCUGGUGUGACCCGACCAUUCCUCGCGACUAUCCUAAAAUCAUUCAUGGGUCUCAUGGGCGUUUUCACUAGUAUCUUCCUAAACUACCGUCUUGUCGGUCGCCGCUUUAGUAUGCUACUGGGCCACGGUGGCUCAACUGUCUUUAUGCUCGGCAUGGGCAUCGCAGCCUCCAUUCCCGGUGACUCUGCAGCUUCCGGUAAGGCGAUACUAGGAUGCGCGCUAUGUUGGUACUUUGUCUAUAAUGGCUUCAGUGGGGCGGUGAGUUGGCCCGUUGCGAAUGAAGUGGUCAGCAGCAGACUGAGAGUCGUCACAAUUGGGUGCGGAACAGCUGUAAACUAUGUCUUUGCGUGGCUUACCAGUUUCACGACUCCCUACUUUAUCAACUCGAGAGAACUCAAUUGGGGUGCGAAGGUCGCGUAUAUCUGGGCUGGAUCCAAUGCCAUCACCUUUGCGUUUCUUUACUUCUUUUUGCCGGAGAUGCGGGGAAGAUCUCUAGAGGAGAUUGACGAGCUCUUUCAGAACCAAGUCUCCACGCGGGAGUUUCCAGCGUAUCAUUGCUUGUCUGCUCAAGUAGCUCGUGAACAAGUUUCAAAAAGAGCGGAGGAAUUCAAGCCGGAGAGGAACCUAGGCGAUACAAAGACUCGGAGAGAGAUGGUGUAAUUCGAGCAUAUGGCUAUUGUAUAGUUCUCUACUAUACCGACUAAAUCUCAGGUGACGCUGUUGUGUAUGCGUACGUUAUGUAGAUUUGAUG